Callorhinchus milii (elephant shark) is the source of this 1020-nucleotide messenger RNA. RefSeq names its product scavenger receptor class F member 2. Gene Ontology annotation, molecular function: scavenger receptor activity. The transcript has 5 exons. The record is from RefSeq and is a predicted model, not a curated record. Bases 274 to 978 code for a protein of 234 amino acids. NCBI's taxonomy places the organism in Eukaryota, Metazoa, Chordata, Chondrichthyes, Chimaeriformes, Callorhinchidae.
GUGGUGGCGGCGGCGGCGGCGACCGGAGACCCGGAGCUCCGAACCCGCGGCCGAAAUGUGUGCAAAGCGCAGCGAUCUCCAGGUUUAGAGUGCUGCCCAGGCUGGAAGCAACGUGGUGGAGACUGCCCUAUAGCUCUCUGUGAAGGAAACUUCUCCUGUAAAGCGAAUGAAAUCUGUGUCCGACCCAACGAAUGUCGGUGUCGUCAUGGAUACUUUGGGGCUAACUGCAAGACCAAGUGUCCAGCACAGUUCUGGGGUCCAGACUGUAAGGAGAUGUGCAACUGUUACCCGAAUGGACGCUGCCAGGAUGUAACUGGGAAAUGCACAUGUAAUGCCAACCGCUGGGGCCCCCAGUGUCAGAACAUAUGUCGCUGUUCCCAUGGUCGGUGCCAGCAGGACAGCGGCAAAUGCAAGUGUGACCCGUACUGGUGGGGCAACCAGUGCUCAAACAUCUGCUCCUGCAGCUUCACCUCCCAAUGUGACCCGAGCACAGGCCAGUGUACGUGCCAGCCCGGCUGGUGGGGCCGCAGCUGUAACAACCAGUGCUCCUGCAACAACUCUCCCUGUGAACAAAUGACGGGCCGGUGCCAGUGCCAGGACAGGCAGUGGGGGCAGCACUGUGAGCACCAAUGCCAGUGUGUGCAUGGCAAGUGUAACAACAUCAAUGGAUCCUGUGCAUGUCAUCCAGGCUACAGAGGCAAGUACUGCCAAGAGGCCUGCCCUGCUGGAUUCUUUGGCCUCGGGUGUAGAAAGAGGUGUGGCCACUGUAAAGAGCUGCAGCCCUGCCAGAUCUUUGACGGUCGAUGUGUGGCGUGUGAGGCUGGAUGGAAUGGGACCCGGUGUGACAGGAUCUGCUCAGCGGGAUACUAUGGGGACGUGUGUGCCAAGUUGUGCCCAGUUUGCAAGGACGGGCUGACAUGUAGCCAUGAAGAUGGGAAGUGUUCGCACUGCAACCCAGGGUGGAUCGGAGAUCAGUAAGAUUCCUUCAUUUGCCCUCUCCCUUCCUACCAUUAAAGGCCA